AGUUCGCGAAUCCUGCGGCAGCGUAGCGCGUGCUGUUUUGUUUAUACCCGCUUUGACCGAUCGGAGUCCCAACCAGUCAACAUUCGACGGGCCAAGUGGACGGACGCGCGCGCGUGUGUUGUUCGCUGAGUAUCCAUCCGUACGUCGUCGUCGAUGUGCAUUCGAAGUGUGCACGUUUCUUAUCGAGGGAAUCGUAAGGAUAUUCCGGUUAGGCGUUAGUUGGUAGCUGCUUAUGAUAAUAAGUCUCGAAUCGCACCAAGGGAAACCAGAUUUAUCCCCACACCAACCGCCACACAUACACACGCGUAACGUUGGAAAUAAAUCAACUGUGACAAAAAGGCAACAGCAAGCAUAACAAGUCCCAAACACGAACAAACGGCUAAACAAGUGUAUUAGAAGAGAACACGCGAGAAACGAGAUAAAAGUGACCACUGUGAUCCCUCCAUUGUUGACGGGCCACUGGAAUCUGUCGGCUAGUGGCGCCCUGUAGCAGCAUCCUACGCAUAUUCGGCAACAAAUUACAACCGAACAUCUGACAGAAAGCAAUCAUCAGCAAUGGCGAGGACGGUCCAUUUGUCGUCCAAACGAGCUAUCAUAGGACUUACUAUGCUACUCUGCUUGAUAGAACUUCACCGAACAACGGCAUACGUCCGGGAUCCAAGUGGUAGCAGCACUCCGGCGACCAGACGACACCAUUCCAGUGAUGGCGACUACAGCAGGAAUCUCUCCCACCACAUAAAUCAUCACGGUCGAGCUGGCCGCACCAGUAGGAACAGCAACAACAACGUCAGUGGUGGCGCCACCAACACCGGCCGUAGCAACAACGAUCUCGUCCGGAUAGGUGCCACCAAAGCAGCGAAUCGGUACGCUGGUGGAAGCAGCAAAACCCAGUACAUGUACGAGCACUACCAGAGUGGGUCAGUAAUGCUACCGAAGGGCGGAAGAGCGUUUCUUGAGCCGGACCAGAACAGGACCUUGGCAUACACGGCUAAACUGGAUACGACGGUCUACCGCCAGAAGCCCCACAGGAGUCGCAACCACCGGCUGCGGCACCCGGACUGGUCAACGGCAGCAGCGGCAGGUCGGCGCUCCCACGACCCCAGUGUUAAAUCGACCGUUGUCAACGGGCUCUGCAUCAAGUGCCCCGCUGAGAAAACCGCCAUCGCACGCAAAGGCCUCGACGGUGUGCUGAUCGAGCCUCCGAUGUUGACAACGUGCCGCAAUCAACCAAUCUCGCGUGACCUGUACGAACUGGAAACGCUGUUCGGAACCAAGCUCAAUUUUAUCCUACCCCAUUCGAACGGUGGCGGACCGUUCUCGUUCCUGGCCAAAAUUGUCAACAAGCGAAGCGGAAAGGUGGUGCAGACUUGCGAAUUACGAUACAAAGUAAUUGUGAAGCAGUGCGGGAAGUACUAUCCUAAGAACAAGGAUCUCAAAGUGGCAUGCGAUUUGGGGAAUAUCUGGGGAUCCAGGUGUACAUUCCACUGCCGGAACGAGGGAUACCUGAGUAGGCAAAACGCAUUCGUCGAGUGCAGCGAGGACCAAAGCUGGGAGGGGGAGGAACCGAACUGCAUGUAUAAUGAUGUAUCCGAUGACUACGCGUACGACAGCGACGCUCCGCCCACCACGGACUGCACUUAUCUGAUCCCGCCCAACAACGGUCGGUUCGCGUGCGAGAUGAACCCAUCGGCGGCCAGCUCCAACGAUCUCGACGUCCCCAGUGGGACCGUGUGUCGGAUCAAGUGCAACGAACACUUCGAAAUCCCAGCUCACCUGGAGCCGGCAUCGGUGUUCCACUGCGACGGGGGGCGCUGGAAUUCGACGAUGAGGCACUUUUGUCAUAAACCGGGCGCCGUCACCGUCGGUAUGCAUCGGAAGCGAAGAUACGGCUAAGCGUGCUCACCUAGUUCUACGGCGCACGGUGCGCGGUGUGUAGUUGUAAGAUGAUAUUACAGCAAGAUAAAACUGCAUGAUUUAUUGCUUUGAAACGAGCGCCAACUUGAAUGUGAUUUUGUGUUUCGAGAAUGGAAAUGACAUUCUUUCCCUGUGUCGAAAGAAUGGGAAGAAGUAAAAGAAGGAAAGCAAAUCCUCUAUCCUCUGUUAGAUAAUAUGUACCGUUUUAGUUCGUUACGUGAACGAUUUAUAGAUGUUAGAUGCAUACCUAGGUAGAGCUUCUGCGUGCGAGUUAAAAGCAUUUCGUAAAACUUGACCUACCCAAAUCAAAUAGCUCCUUUUAAGCAUGUUGAGAUUUUUUGAGUGUGUGUUAACUGUUGUUCUUUCUGUGAAACAAAGGUUUUUGUUUCGGGCAGGAAACAUGACAAAAGAUUAGUGCAUUGUAGAUAUUUAUAAAUGCAACUGAUUUCAAAACAAACAAUGAAAAUAAUAAAUCGUUAUGCUCCUAAUUAUGAACGUUCUGCU
This is a messenger RNA of Ochlerotatus camptorhynchus, 2418 nucleotides long. RefSeq lists its product as uncharacterized. The record is from RefSeq and is a predicted model, not a curated record. Bases 556 to 1893 code for a protein of 445 amino acids. The transcript has 7 exons. Lineage: Eukaryota; Metazoa; Arthropoda; Insecta; Diptera; Culicidae.